Molecule: messenger RNA, 1342 nt
Organism: Camellia sinensis
Lineage: Eukaryota; Viridiplantae; Streptophyta; Magnoliopsida; Ericales; Theaceae
Source: RefSeq, a predicted model, not a curated record
CAGCAUUAGGAGAAGGUAAAUCAAUUUUGCGUGUGCAAGAACUGGAAAUAGGUGGAGCCAAUUAGGGUUUCUAUAUGUCACAUCUUUAAGUUUCAAUUUUCAGCUAGGAUGUUAGGAAUUCCAUGUAGUCACUGACCCAGAUGGACAAAAAGCUACAGAAAGUAUAGGGCUUAUCAAAUUCAGGCAGUGUUCAUUUUCUUGAUAAUUGGGAAUUGUGCUAAUUGAUUUUCUUUAAAAGGAUUUUCCAAGUAAUGGGAGCUGAUAUUGGAUUCCAUGUUAGAUGUAUACACGUAUUACCACCAUUAAGUGAGAGUCUGAAGUUGAUUCUAUUUUCAUGAUUGUUAUUACAAUAAGAAUUUCUUUUUGAUCUUGCAUAAUAGACAGUCAAGUCUGAUUUCUCAUUUCACUGCUAGAAGUUUUUUUAUCAUCUCUGACUGCACUUCUAGUUGUCUAACAAAUUAGCUUGGGUGGGCAGGGAGCAGGCCUCUUUUGGAGUCCGUUCUAUUUCAACCUAAGUUGCUUAGAAUGAGCAUUAUUCCAUUUGCCGCUGCUAUAUUUUUGCUGUGACAUUAAACUUUACUGAUUUCUGCCUUUCUGCUAAUGUACUCUUUCUUGUGACUGUUGAUUGUGAAUAUUAUUUAUGCAGUCCGAAACCAGAUGAAGAGUGUUAAGAAUAUCCAGAAAAUUACAAAGGCAAUGAAAAUGGUUGCAGCAUAUAAGUUGCGAGCAAUUCAAGUUAGAACUGAGAAUUCCCGUGGCCUAUGGCAGCCAUUUACUGCACUUCUUGAUGACACUCCAAUUUCACAGGUUAUGUUCAAUGCGAUUUUGGAGAACGCUUGCAGUGAGCAAGGAGCAAGGAUGUCUGCCAUGGAUAAUUCCAGCAGAAAUGCUGGCGAGAUGCUUGAUCGCCUCACACUUACUUAUAACAGAACCCGUCAAGCAUCUAUCACCACCGAACUGAUCGAGAUUAUUUCUGGGGCAUCUGCGUUGGAGGGCUAGUCGCACCAAUUUUUGCCACCACUUUGAUGAUGAAGAAAUAAACCUUAGUGAAGAGCAUACAAUGGUGAUGCCUGUUGUCAGUUUUGUGAGUUACUUUUUGGCUGCUCUAGUAAUCUCAAUAGGUCAACUUUUUGUCUGAAGAAGAUUGUCUUUACGGUUUAUAUUACUCUGGAAUUCCCCCCCUUCCUUGUUAUAUAUGGUUGAAAGGAUUGUUUGUGUUUCAUAUUUUCUUUCUUUGUUCUCUUAUUUGUAGGGGAUGCCUUAUCCUUAUAUUCUUCUUUUUGAUAUAUCAAUAAUUUUUAUUUAUUUAUUUAUUUUUUGAUUAAAGAAAAAGUAUAUGUUG